UGAGCUGCGGGUGACAUGCGAGGGUGAACGCUCUCAUCUUCUAUACUAGCUCUUCUGAAAGUGAGAAGUUCAGACUCUGCAGACCACACUGAGAAGAUGACUCUCUUGCUCCCAGCUCCGAUCCUCACCCUUACUGUACAUUUGGAGAAAUUAUGAACUAUCACAGGUCUGCUGCUGUAUAUAGGAACCCAUUAACCAUGGAGACAUUGGCUUCUCGGAGGGGCCUGUUGUACAUUGUGGCCAUUUUUUUUCUUGCGAUGAGUUUGGUGGAUGGAAACAGUCCAUCGUGUACACUUACAAUAAACAUGGAAGGAUCCCAAAAGUUUGCCAAAUCACCAGGGCAGUCUCUGAGCAUAAAGUAUUCGUUGCGGCUCUGUAACGAGGGAUUACCCAAUGUUUCUUGCUGUAAAUUAAUCAAAGAACAAUGUGAUUUCGUGAGAAACGGGAUUGACUCUAGUCUGGAGGAGAAGAAAGAAGGCAGCGCUGUCUAUGUUCUGAGGUUUGACUCCGUACAGAUGAACGACACUGGAUAUUAUAGAUGUAGAGCCCAAUUUAAGAAGCAGCAGAUAGUGGGCAAAACAAUACAAGUUCUUGUAUCUGGUGAACAUGUGGCUGAAAAUAUUACAGCUAUAAAUACCACAGAGACAGAAAAUAUCACUUAUUUUCAGAACUUUACAUUGUUGUUAUACAUCGUAUCAUCCAUGGGAGGUGUCUGUGUUCUUGUUAUCGUCGUCUCCUUGCUGAUUCACUGUCAAAAACAUUUCAAAUUAAAACAGAGGUCAUCAUUUCAAGACCCUGCACCUACUGAAGAGCUAAAAUUUGUGGCCGUGACAGGAAGUCCAAAGAACUGUCCACAGGGAGGGACUCCAACUCUAAAGGACUCAGACCCAGCUGCAGUAACCGUUGAGGUUACAUAUGACAAUGCCCAUAUGGGUUACAAGUCCACCACACAGAAUGUUCCAGGACCAGAUGAAGAAGACUCCAUUGUCUAUGCUGAUCUAAAACACAAUGCCAAAAACACAGGUUUCCAGUUUGAGGGCGACGUUGAAGUUGAAUAUGCCGUAGUACAUUUGAACAAGGACCGAAAAUAUGAUUUGUAAGAAAUGAGACAAUUAGACGUCCUUACAUCUAAAUAAUGAGGUCAGACAUGUUUUUCGAAGAUGGACGGUGGUAAUUUUUCUAGCUUGGUUGUCAUUGGCCUACUGGUGUUCACCGUCAAUGUUCAUAGCUAUGGUCUACCAGAACCCAUAGAAAUGAGAACAAUACUCUGAGACAUGAAUUCUUUAUGCAAAUGAAUAUUUCUAGUGGCCUACAUUUUUGUAGGACCAGGAGAUCUUCUACAGCAAUAUACUGGUUAUACAUGGUUAUGCAAUGUACAGUUGUUUUAUUCCAACAAGAGCUUUCCUAUAAAUGUACAUCACCAAUGAGGGUAAAUUGUUUCUCAAACUUUCUGAAAGCCUGGGUUGUAUCUAUUAUGGCCAAGUGUCGUGUUUUGAUUUGGCUUGGAGUUUCUGACUUUGAAAUGUUAUAUAAGAUAAAGGUUCAUUAAUAAGAGAUAGAGUUGCUGCUGAACGAGGUUUUCUUGGGGUUGCUGUAAGUUGUAGCACUCAUCAAUUUUUAGAAUAAUCGAUGAACCUUUCUUGGGCUGUUUGGGGCUCCUUGAAUGUCUUAAAUUAUGCACAUUUUGAAGGAUGGUGCUUUCUUGCUCAGGCCAUUGGAAUCAGUGGUUCUUCUGAAGAAAAUAUCCAGAAGACUCCAAAAAGUAUAGAUGAGGGUUAGGUGCAGAGAAUGAAUCCUUUAGUAUUGGAAUAGGAUCCCAACUUAUGGACUCUACUUAGGAUGAGGUGCCAAGUUUAGACAUUUCUAAAUGUGUCUUUAAUUUUUUUUACCGAAAUACAGUGAAUAUAAAUGUCUUAUAUUAUGGACAGCACUGCCAAUAUAUACUGCUAAUUGAUUAUAUAAUUGCGUACAACAGGAAAAUGUUUGAUGCUCUUCACUCAACAUGAAUGUUCAACUUAGCUAUCAUGCAAUGCAUCAGCAAUCCUUUCCUACUGAUUUCAAACUUGUUAAAAUUGGUUAAUCAAAACUGGAUAAGUUAUCUCAACCCAAAAUCAUGGGGGCCAUGUCUACUUGAGCUACUGUAUGAUGGACAAGGAUGUAAUAUCUCAUAGAAGACCAGAUCAAAGUCAUUAAAUGCUCCAGAGCAACAAAAUAUAUGGACCCUUUCCACGAGCACUGCCUCCUCUUCAAACAACUGAUCAGCGGGGAGCCGGUAUUCGAACCCCCGCCAAUCUGAUAUUGAUGAGUUUUCCUGAGGAUGGGUCUUCAAUAGUAAAAAGGAGACAGCCUUUUUAACAUCCUGUGGUGCCUUCAAGAAACUUGACUCAUGGAGAAUUGGUGGUUCUCUUAAAACAAGCUCCUCUCCAUGGUCUCAUCGCACGUGGUAUGGAUGCGUUAGUGGAGACCUCUGGGAUUUUUACCCAUUUUAUAAAGAUGCCAUGAUCUUGUACUUCCCGACAAAUUUUGUGUUUUUGUGAAAAUGUUUUACUACCAAGUAAAAUGCUGCUCAGCAUCUCAUAUGGUGUCUCCAGUAUAUAAUGGACAACAUGUAAACACUGCCUGAGAUUAAAUCCAACACAUGUUUCUGUAAUAUCUGUGUAUAUAGAGAGGUAUAAGUAGUCCUUUACCUGGUACAAAUUAAGUGAUCAAAAUGAUUGUAAUCGUAUAAAAUGAACAAUAAGAACAUGAUUGUAAAGUAUAUGCCAGAUCAUUAAAAGAUAUUCAC
This is a messenger RNA of Bufo gargarizans (Asiatic toad), 2785 nucleotides long. It is a transcript of the gene BTLA, whose product is annotated as B and T lymphocyte associated. The transcript has 6 exons. NCBI's taxonomy places the organism in Eukaryota, Metazoa, Chordata, Amphibia, Anura, Bufonidae. The coding region runs from base 153 to 1100 and encodes 315 amino acids. Gene Ontology annotation, molecular function: signaling receptor activity. Gene Ontology annotation, biological process: immune response-regulating cell surface receptor signaling pathway. Gene Ontology annotation, cellular component: plasma membrane. The record is from RefSeq and is a predicted model, not a curated record.